AUGGAGGUGAAGCUCGCUGAGGCGGAGCAGGCGCGAGACGGGCAAACGAAACAGUUUCAAGAGGAGGCGAACACCAUCCCACUGGAGCGACACUUAAGCUACGAGGGCCGCCCUCGAGAUCAGCAGAAACAACUCGCCGAAGAGCACGAACGGGGCCUCGCCGCUCAAAGGUCGGAGCUCGUGGAAGCAGAGACGCGUCGCUUCGUGGCGCUAAGGACGGAGAUAGGAGAGGCGCAUACGCUCGAAUUGGAAGGACAGAAGAACGACGUUUCUGGAAGCCUACCACUUCACACUCAGAAGGCAGUGAGGUUCCCAGACCUCCACGGAGCCCAGAUGGCUUUGUAUGCGAUUGACGCGAUCACGCAAAGCCAGGAGGCGCCUAAAGAGGAGCUGGGGAAACUCAGGAACUCGGUUGUAGAGGAAAAGCAAGAGACGGAGAGACAGGUUGUGCCCACUUUGGCGGGACCUCUUGUCGAUGAGUUGCCUAAGCAAGCCGAAGAGGACUCGGUCCCAGUGGCCAAGGAGGUCCAGAAGAAAGGGGAAUAA
Molecule: messenger RNA, 546 nt
Organism: Toxoplasma gondii ME49
Lineage: Eukaryota; Apicomplexa; Conoidasida; Eucoccidiorida; Sarcocystidae
Exons: 1
Coding region: 1-546 (181 amino acids)
Source: RefSeq, a predicted model, not a curated record